AUGUCAACUCUUGGACAAGCAAAAUACGGAAUAUAUACUCAUUUAGCUCAAUUUCAAACGCACUGUUGGAAACAUUGGGAUAUAUCAGUACCUCUCUCGAUAUUUGAAAAGAAGGAAGCGGAAAGUAGACGUGAAAGAGAACGAUUGAAUGCUCAAGUGACCGGUUGGUGGGGUCCUGCAAAAGGUGUACCACUUAUGGUUUUUAUCUUGACAAAAAUACCAAUUCCAAAUGUAGAGAACACGAACCGAUCUCAUUUACCAGUGUUUAUGAAGAAAUUACAAGAGUCAUUACAGGCAAAAAUGAGACACUUACUUCGAUCCAUUCGUCUUAUACCGAUACCCUCUGACAAUAACGCUAGUCAUAAUAAUCUAGAGUUUAAGUCCUUAUUCUGCCUUCCUCAAGAUCAAUUUCCCUUUCUGCAUAUGAUUCCUGAAAUACCAUCAACCCUUCGAUCAGAUGAUCAAGAACAACAAUAUUCGUUUGAAGAUCCAUCACAAUUGGAUAUCGACACUUAUCUCUCCAAAAUAGAUUACUUUGCAGAUACGAUUACUCAAUCUGACACGAUUAAUCAAUUGCAAGAUUCCUCUAUAACGACAGUAAAAUCCAAUGGAAAAAGAAACAACAAAAUACAAGUAGCAAAUAUGUUGGAAGAUUAUGGAAACAAACUUUUAUGUCAAUUUAUCAGCCAUUGGAUCAAGACAGCGAAAUCAAGGAACCCUAUGCAUCUACAGGUGUUAUCUCAAGCGUCCAACCGAAGACAUGAAGUCAAACAAACCAAUGUACCUUUACCAACCGCGCUACAAUUCUUCUCAGCACUGGUUCCUCUUUUGUCUCUUAUUUAUGGACAUCGUUAUGGUGAUGAUGCAAAACAUGAUGACUUCCGAAAACAGAUCAUGACUGAUAACCGUAGUACGAAAGGUAUGGUACAACAAAUUGAAGUUAUUUUACGCAAGAAAAUCAAGAAUACGGUAGAGGUGGAAAGAGUUUUUUCACGAAGUCAUUCACAAGCUAUCAUGCAAAAAUGUAUCGACGCCUAUAUUCAAGAUUCACCACCUUAUUAUACUCAACAAUAUCAUUUGCUCAAGAGCCAAAAUGUUUUACGACUUUACAAUUCUUUAUCUCGUGGUCCAUCUGCUCUCGAAUUUGCUACUCGACUGGAACGUGAAUGUGAAAUUAUCUGGAAACAAGGUCGACAAAGUUGUGAAGCCAUCAGUUUGACUGGAAAAGUCUGUAGACUCAAGGAUGGACAUGAUAAGGUGGAAGAAAGUAAGGAUGAAGAGGAUGACAAUCACAAAACUGUCACAAGGGAUGAUCGAUUACUUAUCACCGACACGAAAGCACAUAGCUCUGGAUACUCUUUCAAUCAUGCUUGCACAUGUGGACGGUCUCGAAAAAUUAGAGAAGAUCCAUUUGAUAUUGAGGUUGCCAAUUAUUGGUUCUAUGAAAAAUUCGCUUGUUGUCUGGCUGAUGAACAUAAAGCAAUUGAUCUGGACGCUUCUACUUUUGGUAUUCAACAACAAUUGGUUUAUAACGAAGAUACUCUACCUCAUAGUGAUGCUGUAUUACUUUACAUUGGACCCGCAUCUGCAUAUCGGAAUACAGUGGGAUUAGAACGUUAUGAAGGCUAUACCGAAAAUACAAACUAUUUAUUACCUUGGAAUCUUACUACAGUAUCAGAACUUGAAGCAAAGGCGGCCAAAUCAGAACCAUCUAUUACCAACAAGGAAGUUACAGAACAAAAAAGAAAUACAACAGCAUCCAAGAAUGAAUGGCCCGCUCUUGGGAAAAACGUUGAGGUGCCAAUUUCCAAACCUCCUGUAACGGCGACUGCGGUAUCCAUGGAAAGCUUUCCCUCUCUCCAUACCACAAAGACAGCACCUAUUGUACCAAAUUUAAAGUCAAUCGCAACAACAACACCAUCGAAAUCAAGCAAAGACGAGCGAAGGAAAGAAAGACGACGACGAGAUGGGAAACGUAGUUAUCGCUUAGAAGGUCAAAUCCGUGGAUUUCUUGGUGCAGAAUAUGAAUGUCCUCAAGGUCAUCGCUUCCUUAGCUGUGGUGACGGUAGAGUUUGUAAGCUAGGUCACAAAGGUCAUCCAAAGGGACAUGGAAACCAUUUUAUUCAUCAAGAUCUUCCAUUGUAUGCAUUAUGCCCCUGCAACUUUGCUGAUUAUGGUCAUAAUAAAAUGAAUCCUGACAAACUUGCUCAGUUACAGCGUUUUUAUGUGGUGACUCCCGACGCCAAUGUUGAAAUCACUAUGAAACCAAAUAUCAAGAUCAAAUUACCUGAUACGGACGAGUCUGUAGAUUAUGAUCUUGGUAUUGAUGCACCAUUGAUUUUGCCUAGAAAUGGGAUCUAUGUAUUACGACUUCCUUUUAUUUACCGUGAUAUCAAGACUAAUCAAGCAUUGCCUUUGGAAAUGGAUAUCGAAAAACGAAUGAAAAAUGCCUAUAUUGAAAAAGGUUGCUUCGAGGUCCACUUUUAA
Messenger RNA from Halteromyces radiatus, 2487 nucleotides. RefSeq lists its product as uncharacterized. The transcript is spliced from 11 exons. Gene Ontology annotation, biological process: nuclear-transcribed mRNA catabolic process, nonsense-mediated decay. Bases 1 to 2487 code for a protein of 828 amino acids. Lineage: Eukaryota; Fungi; Mucoromycota; Mucoromycetes; Mucorales; Cunninghamellaceae. The record is from RefSeq and is a predicted model, not a curated record.